Messenger RNA from Neopelma chrysocephalum (saffron-crested tyrant-manakin), 2476 nucleotides. It is a transcript of the gene SPSB4, whose product is annotated as splA/ryanodine receptor domain and SOCS box containing 4. The transcript is spliced from 4 exons. Lineage: Eukaryota; Metazoa; Chordata; Aves; Passeriformes; Pipridae. The record is from RefSeq and is a predicted model, not a curated record. Bases 486 to 1307 code for a protein of 273 amino acids. Gene Ontology annotation, molecular function: protein binding. Gene Ontology annotation, cellular component: SCF ubiquitin ligase complex. Gene Ontology annotation, biological process: intracellular signal transduction; proteasome-mediated ubiquitin-dependent protein catabolic process.
CGGGGCCGGCGGGGCCACGGCCGUGACCUGCGGGAGCCUCUGCCGCGGGCACACCCGGGCCGGGACCCCCGGCGGGACCCCCUCGCCCCGCGGGAGGUGCAGGACCCGCGGCGGUGCGGGGACCCCGGCCCGGCGGGGCCGUGCCCGGCUCUCGGAGGUGCGGGGAGGCUGCGGCCGACCUUGAGUUUCUCUUCCAAAAGAGAGCCAGUGGGAUUCGUUCCCCUUGACAAACAAUAAGCCAGACCAGUAUCUGGGCUGCAGUCCAUGUUGUUUUCCUCCACAGAGAUGGUAUCUCUCUUGUGAGCCCUGUGCAUCAUCCCAGGGGCAUUUUUUCUUGGAAAACAUUGCUGCUAAAAAGCUCCAAACAGGAGGAGUAAAUCCAGUCAGCUUGUCAGACCGCUGGCUCAGUGUAACGGUGCUUUCAUGAGGUAACGUUGGGCCAAAGUCAACUUUUCUUUUCUCCUUUGUAAACCUGCAGCCAAGCAAUGGGCCAGAAAAUCUCAGGGAGCAUAAAGUCUGUGGAUGUGAGGGAGCCCCCUUAUAGACCUGUCAAACGAGAGCUGAGAGGCCCGGAUUUUUGCAAGCCAGCGCGCCUGGACAUGCUGUUGGAUAUGCCCCCUGCCAAGCUGGAGGUCCAGUACAAACACGCUUGGAACAACGAAGAUCGCUCCUUAAAUAUAUUUGUAAAGGAAGACGAUAAACUGACUUUUCACAGACACCCGGUUGCCCAAAGCACGGAUUGUAUCCGGGGCAAGGUCGGCUACACGAGGGGCCUCCAUGUCUGGCAGAUCCACUGGCCCACGAGGCAGCGGGGAACUCAUGCCGUGGUGGGCGUCUCCACGGCCGAAGCCCCGCUGCACUCGGUGGGAUACACGUCCUUGGUCGGUAGCAACAGUGAGUCAUGGGGCUGGGAUCUGGGGCGCAACAAACUCUACCACAACUGCAAAAACCAGCCUGGCGUCACGUAUCCUGUCUUUUUGGAACCAGAUGAGUCUUUUGUACUCCCAGACUCGUUACUGGUGGUUUUGGAUAUGGAUGAAGGGACGCUUAGCUUCAUGGUGGAUGGACAGUAUCUUGGAGUGGCCUUCAGGGGACUAAAAGGGAAAAAACUUUACCCCAUAGUCAGUGCAGUUUGGGGGCACUGUGAAAUUACAAUGAGAUACAUCAAUGGACUUGACCCGGAACCCCUGCCUUUAAUGGACUUGUGCCGAAGAUCAAUUCGUUUUGCUCUUGGCAGAGACCGCCUGCAUGACAUAGAAAUUCUACCUUUGCCUCUGUCUCUGAAAAAUUAUUUACAGUACCAAUAAGACGUCUAGAACCCUCUGGCCUCACGUUGGACUACAUCAAUGCAAAUGGCAGAAAAUUGUUUACAGCAAAAUAUAAAUCUUUGUGAUGGACACUUAAGUGUUAUUUAAUUUUUAAUAUAUAUUUUUUUCUGAUCCAGUGAAAGCAGAUCACUGUGGGGGACUACUAAAGAAUGUGAAAACGUUGAUUUGAUUGAGAUUCAUGUGUUAUCUGUUGCCUGUUGUGUUUACAGUCCUGAAGGCCAUUAUUCUCAUCUCUCAUACGUUGGUUUAUCUUUGUUGCCUCUGGUAAAUGCCAAUAGAAAAUCUGACCUGCAAGAUACACUGUCCUGCAGGGCAGAUCAUUCUUCAAUAUUGUGAUUUUCUUUUUGUCUCCUACACCUUACCCCAACAAAUAAAAAUAAAUUAGCAAAAGAAAAUUCUUGACAGUAACUUCUGAAAAAUAUUUAAACCUUGUCUUUGGUACACAGAGUUGCUGGGAGUUUUGAGUGUUCAGCACUCAACAUAAUUAGGCCUAUACUAUCUAAAAGCUCGAAUGUUCAAAAAAGCAGAUUAUUGUCUAGAAGAAGAGUCUGCAGUUUGAAAACAUGAGAGGAAAAAAAAGGGUAUAUGUGUCAGAUCAGUUUUUGGACUUGGUAACAGUAAGGCGCAGUUUGUUGUUUUCAAGACCAAAUCUAGUCCCUCCAAACUUCUGCAGUUUAUAACAAAGUGUUCACUAUCCCAAGAAUUUAGGAUAUUCAUAUUUUAGAAAGCUUGUCACUUUUUUUAUUUGAACAAAUUUAUAAUUUUUAUGUGGUAUGAACUCUAAGUACUUUGUUUUCUUUUUAAUGUAUGUGUGGUUAUAAUGUUUAUUUAUCUGUUUAGCGUCUGUGGAGUUCUCAUUUAACUGUUUCCCAUCAUGGGGUGACUGAUUUUGGUUUUUUUCCCACCUCCAUCUGAAAUGUAUCAAUUUUUCAGGCUCAUCCCAUUUUUUAAGAUGCUGCUUUCUAUUUGCGUUUCUUACAUGUUUCAAGUUAUCUGCCUGAUCAGUUAUCUAGUUUUUAAACUGGAAGUUGUUGUUAUGGCAGAAUGUCAAAUGUUUAGACUGAGCUGCCUUCAGCAUAUUUUAAUGUGAAUUUACUGAUGAAUGAGGAGAAAAUUUCUAAUAAAGUCUACUGUCCAAAGUAAAACUC